Seriola dumerili (greater amberjack) is the source of this 2911-nucleotide messenger RNA. It is a transcript of the gene parm1, whose product is annotated as cell wall protein DAN4-like. Gene Ontology annotation, cellular component: late endosome; Golgi apparatus; early endosome. The transcript is spliced from 4 exons. NCBI's taxonomy places the organism in Eukaryota, Metazoa, Chordata, Actinopteri, Carangiformes, Carangidae. The coding region runs from base 75 to 1022 and encodes 315 amino acids. The record is from RefSeq and is a predicted model, not a curated record.
CUAUCUACAGGGAGCAGAGAGCACAGAGCUGCAGUUACAGUGUUUGUGGAGAUAAAUACAGUAAAAGGAAUAUAAUGAUGAAGGUCAGCCUGUCAAGUCUGAUAACAUGUCUACUGCUGAGCCAUGCAGUAACAAUGUCAUCCACCAUCACCAAUAAGAGCACUCCCCAAAUCCCCACCAGCAAAAUCUUCACUAGCUCACCUAGCACCACCAGCCUGUCACCUAACACCAGCAACACCACCAGUCCAUCACCUAACACCACCAGCAGCAACACCAGUCCAUCACCUAACACCACCGGCAGCAACACCAUCAGUCCAUCACCUAACACCACCGGCAGCAACACCAUCAGUCCCUCACCUAACACCACCGGCAGCAACACCAUCAGUCCAUCACCUAACACCACCGGCAGCAACACCAUCAGUCCAUCACCUAACACCACCGGCAGCAACACCAUCAGUCCAUCACCUAACACCACCGGCAGCAACACCAUCAGUCCAUCACCUAACACCACCGGCAGCAACACCAUCAGUCCAUCACCUAACACCACCGGCAGCAACACCACCAGUCCAUCACCUAACACCACCGGCAGCAACACCACCAGUCCAUCACCUAACACCACCGGCAGCAAUACCACCAGUCCAUCACCUAACACCACCAGCAGCAACACCACCAGUCCCUCACCUAACACCAGCAUCACCACCAGUCCAUCACCUAACACCAGCAACACCACCAGUCCAUCACCUAGCACUGCCACCAGCAACACUAUGAGUACCACCACCAGCACCACCUCCAGAACCACCACCAGCCCAACCCAAAGCACAACACUGGAACAGGAGGGACACAAGUCUGAAGCUCUGAGCUCAGGAGGUGUUGCAGCCAUUGUUAUUCUGUUCAUUGUAAUUGUCAUCGUAGUGUUAGGUGGGCUGUACUACUUCAAGAUCCGACGUAGAUCCUACGGUCCUCUACUGGACACCGACUUCAACACUUUCGAAAACUUCAGCAACCCCAUGUAUGACCCCUGAAUCUUAACGUUUGACCUCCGACACUGGAGGUGACCCCACAAAGUCCUCAGUCUGAUCAGUGUUCUUAUAUGUGUGUGUGUAAUGAUUUCAGGACAAUCACAUUUUAUUACUGUGAUAUGCGGCUUGAUAUCUUGAUUACACUCAAUUGCGAAACAAAUGUGACAUUUCUCUUGAUCUUUGUUCAAGUAGCCUCAAUUUUACUGGUAAACAUGAGAGAGCUCUGGCUGCAUAGACACAGAGCAUAGUCAUAUCAGAAUAACUGAAGUGACAAAACAACCCUGUUUAUCAGAGGUAACGUGAUUCUCACAUGAUAUUUGUACAUAUUGGAUGAAAAACAUAUUUUUGUACAAAGAGAGGUGGAUUACUGUAUGUGAACUCAAACAGGAUGUUGAGUAAAACUGAAGAAGACCUGACAAUGAAGCAUAAAAAUUUACACAGUCUGGGAACAACGAUGGAAAAACUAGAACAACUAAUUGAGCUGAUACUGCAGCAAUGUGCAAAUCAUGUACAGUAGAUACAUCAUGACUUUUUUCAUCAUUAAUUGUUCCUGUUAGCACCUGCUGAGAUACUUGUUCCUGAUUUAAACUAUGGAAUGAUGAUUUUUCUGUCAGAAAAGCAGAUGUUCAGUUAUUCAAGUUUUCAGUCAUCAACUUAAAUGUACCCGGUGAGACAAAGCCCGAGGCUUAGAGAAAACUCAUCAAAUUUCCUUUUAGCUUUCACAGAUCAGGAGGAGGUAGCGUUAUGUUGUUGAAGGAAACUGAAAAAAAGAGCUGAAAAGGUUGGCGAGGACACAGAGUCCUUGAGCAAAACAAUGAAACCCCUGCUGGUUAAAGUGCUGAUCAGCUCCUGACUAUUUAAAGGUGCGUUGUCAGUAUUGAAUGUUUAAUUGAAUGUUGUUGAAUGUUGCUUUGCAGCUCAUCCAGGCUGCAUUUCUGAUUGUAAUUUUCAUUUCUUUAGUACUUAACACAGUAUUGUUUGACUGUAUUUAGGUAGAAGAAUAAUUUGACAGUAUUUUGACAUUGUACUGUAUUGUAUUUUGUACAUUUAAGUGAUAAAACAAUGAUGUGAGUGACUGUGAUGGUCAUAAGAGAAACUUUAAGGUUGGUGCUGUAUAUACACACUGAUAUGAGUGAUAUGAGAUGAAUGGCACACACAAGCAUUUAUGUGACCUUUAGGGAUGAAUUUGUUUGUUGGUCAGCUGGUCCACCAUGAAAUAUGCCAACAACUAGAGGAUGGAUUCCCAUGAAAAUGCAUACUGACUUUCAUUGUGCCCAUAGGGUUCAUCCUUAUGAUUCUGAUGAACCCCUGACUUUUCCUGUAGCACUACCAUGACAUUCAUGUGGCUCUGUGACUUGUCUCCACCUGGAGAAGCUAUUUAUGAUCCCGGGAGAAUCACUUGCUUGUACUUUUGUGACUGUAAUAAUUGUAAUAACUAUGGAGAUCCUCCUCCACUUUUCAUCUAGUGCCAAAAUUUCACUCUGUCCAAAACUUUGGUUUAUGACCAGAUACCUGCAAACUAAUGAAGUCCUCAUCAUCCACUGUGGUACUUUGGGUUUACUGCUAAUUAAUAUAUGUUAAUAAUUAAUAAUGUUAGCAUGCUGACACACUAAACUAAGAUGGUUAACAUAGUUGACAUUAUACAAGCUUAGUGUUAGCACAAUAACACUGUCAUUGUGAGCAUGUUAGCUCAAGUUAGCAUUUAGCUAAGUACAGCUGUUCCUAAGUACAGCCAUAUGGAGCUGCUAGCUCUAUACUCAGUUUUCUUGUGUUUGGGCUCAUGUGGGUUUGUUUGUUGGAUUUUAAUAACAAGAACAAAAGUCCUAAGCUCUGUUAGCGGCUUUUGUGCGGCUGCACAAAAAAAUCUAUAAAUAAAAAUCUCACAUUCCAAA